UGUGUCUAUUUAUUACAAACCACCAGCGCUCCUUCUUGCCAUCCCCCCCACAUAACACAUCCUGCGUGUCACACUUCCCAUAAAUACCUGCGCAAGCUGCGAACCGAAACAGACAAAGCCUGUUGAAACGAACUCAAAACUAUUUAUAUAGCUCGUCUUGCGCCCACCAGCUAAGCUAACGCAACUUCUGCAGUCUCCAAACCUUCUCGGAACAUCCUCACCACAAAAGGCCAUCAGCAAAUAGCUGGUACUACAUCAUGAUGGGCCUUUCAGCAAUUUUCACCUUUUUCCUUUUGGCUUUUCGCCUCCUUUCGCCAGCCUUCGCAGCUCCAUCACCAAGGGCGGCUUCGGGCUACUGGUUGGCAGAUAUCCAGCGCCAGGGCACGGUAGCAUAUGGCGACGCGAGUUACAAGGUCUUCCGCAAUGUGUUGGAUUACGGGGCCAAGGGCGAUGGCGCUACCGACGACACGGAGGCAAUCAACGCAGCCGUUGCCGACGGCAAGCGAUGCGGCGAGGGCUGCUCGUCUAGCACGACAACUCCUGCUCUCGUCUACUUCCCCCCCGGUACCUACCUCGUCAGCAAGCCCAUCCUCCAGCUCUACUACACGCAGCUCGUGGGCGAUGCGGUCAGCCCGCCGACCCUGAAGGCAGCGGCUAGCUUUGCUGGCAUGGCGGUUAUCGAUGCCGACCCAUACGACGACCAGGGCAACAACUUCUGGGUCAACCAGAACAACUUCUUCCGCCAAAUCCGCAACUUUGUCAUCGACUUGACUGCCAUGCCCGUCACAUCCGGUGCUGGCAUUCACUGGCAAGUCGCGCAAGCCACCAGCCUGCAAAACAUUGUCUUCAACAUGCGCACUGAUGGCGGUAACACCAACGGGCAGCAAGGCAUCUUCAUGGACAACGGAUCUGGUGGUUUCAUGACGGACCUGACCUUCAACGGCGGCAAAUACGGUGCAUUCUUUGGCAACCAGCAAUUCACAACCCGCAACCUGACAUUCAACAACUGCCAAACCGCCAUCUUCAUGAACUGGAACUGGGCAUGGACCUUCCAGGACGUCAAGAUCAACAACUGCGCGGUUGGGAUCGACAUGUCGAACGGCGGCAGCACUGGCCAGACAGUGGGCUCGGUCUUGGUUGUCGACAGCGUCUUUACUGGCACGCCGGUCGGCAUCAAGACUGCCUACGAUCCUUCCCUGCCCCAGACCAACGGCACCCUCAUUCUCGACAACGUUGAUAUGACGGGCGCUACCCAGGCCGUUUGGAGCAACGCCACUGGUGCAGUCAUCCUCCCGGGCGCGCAGAAGGUCGAGUUCUUUGUCCAGGGCCGCACCUAUGGUGGGGCGUCUGGCAGUGCCGGCAAAGCUGUACAGAGCCCUCAGACUGCUGUCGAGAAGCCUGCGUCCCUCCUGGACUCGGCUUCUGGCAAGGUCUUUACGCGCAGCAAGCCCCAGUACGAGAACCUGCCUUCCACUGCUUUCUUGAGCGUCAAGUCCAACGGUGCCAAGGGUGACGGUGUCACCGACGACACGGAUGCCAUCCAGGCCAUCUUCGACAAGGCUACUCCUGACCAGGUUGUGUACUUUGAUCACGGUGCCUAUCUCGUCACCAAGACCGUCAAGGUUCCCAAGGACAUCAAGAUUACUGGCGAGAUCUGGCCGCUCAUCAUGGCUGGUGGCGACAGCUCCUUCAAGGACCAGGCCAACCCGCAGCCCGUCUUCCAGGUCGGACAAGCAGGCGACAAGGGCGCUGUCGAGAUUUCGGAACUCAUCUUCGGGACCGCAGGCCCACAGCCAGGAGCCAUCAUGAUGGAGUGGAACGUCGCCGGUACGAGCCAAGGCGCCGCCGGUCUGUGGGAUGUGCACACUCGCAUCGGUGGAUAUGCUGGCACACAGCUGCAGCUGGAGCAGUGCGCCAAGAACCCCAACGUCACCAACCCGGUCAACCCCAACUGCUUCGGAUCCUUCCUGAUGCUGCACAUCACAAAGACGGGCAGCGCUUAUCUCGAGAACACCUGGUACUGGGUUGCCGACCACGAUCUCGAGCCUGCGGCCAACAACCAGCAGAUCGAUGUCUUCAACGGCCGCGGCGUGCUGGUCGAGGGCCAGGGGCCCGUCUGGGGCUUCGGCACGGCGUCUGAGCACUCGGUCCUCUACAACUACCAGUUCAGCGAUGCGUCGGAGGUCUACCUGGCCCUGAUCCAGACCGAGACGCCCUACUUCCAAGGCAACCCGGUCUCCGUGUCGCCCUUCACCAAGAACGACAAGUUCGGCGAUCCCGACUUUGCCGCUUCGUGCCCCAGCGGCACGGACGGCGGCUGCGAGCGGUCGUGGGGCGUGCGCGCUGUCAACUCCAAGGACAUCUUCAUCUACGGCGCCGGCCUGUACUCGUUCUUCGACAACUACGACCAGACGUGCCUGGAGACCGAGUCCUGCCAGACGAACAUGGUCUCGCUCGAGGACAGCACGGUCCACCUCUUUGGGCUCAGCACCAAGGCGAGCGUGAACAUGCUCACGGUUAACGGCCAGAGCGCGGCGCUCGACAAGGACAACCGCAACAACUUCUGCGCCACGCUCGCCUUUUUCGCCUCUACGUAGGCCCGCCGAGCAUCACCCGCCAACAUCACCUAGUUCUUUAGUUAUUUCUUCCCUUCUUUAACAUGGUCAUUGCGUUGAAGCGACGCCAGUGUGGUUUUGAACCCGACUUUACCUUGACACGAGGUUUUAUUUUUCUCUCUGCUUUCUUCAUUCGUGCUUAUAUUUGGGUUUGCAUUC
Molecule: messenger RNA, 2774 nt
Organism: Lasiosphaeria miniovina
Lineage: Eukaryota; Fungi; Ascomycota; Sordariomycetes; Sordariales; Lasiosphaeriaceae
Product: glycoside hydrolase family 55 protein
Exons: 1
Coding region: 258-2597 (779 amino acids)
Molecular function (GO): polygalacturonase activity
Source: RefSeq, a predicted model, not a curated record